This is a messenger RNA of Exaiptasia diaphana, 1513 nucleotides long. RefSeq lists its product as uncharacterized. The record is from RefSeq and is a predicted model, not a curated record. The transcript has 2 exons. The coding region runs from base 111 to 995 and encodes 294 amino acids. Gene Ontology annotation, cellular component: cytoplasm. Gene Ontology annotation, biological process: proteolysis; apoptotic process. Lineage: Eukaryota; Metazoa; Cnidaria; Anthozoa; Actiniaria; Aiptasiidae.
CAAUCCGGGAAUUUCUGUCCAUUGUCUGUGAAUAAAUAACCGCCCACUUUCUUUAGAUUUAAGACCAUGUUCAAGUGUUCGCAGAUCCGCACUAGUUACAUUAUGUAAGGAUGGGAAGCCUUAACAUUUAUGGUGGACAAACAAUAAUCGUAGGAGAUGGCAAUACUAUUCAAUUUCUUGAUAGAUAUUCCUCCUUACAAGUCGAGGCUCACAACACGAAUGAUCAUGUUGGCAUCUCUGUUGAAGAGAGCCAAGAAUCAGAUCUUAUUGGAAAUAUCACCAAUGGUUAUGUGCUUAUCAUCAACAAUUACUCCUCUCUCUACCCUUCUGACUUUACCAGCGAAAACUUCGAGGUACUUCAAGACUUUGGCCUCGAUCCAGUGAUUCUACGCAAAGAUCUGAACACAGCAGAAAUGUUUGAAGUCCUCAAAGAAACAUCGGAGAAAGAUUUCACCGAGUUUGACUGCUUUAUUUGUGCAAUCGCCGCAAGUUACAGUACAUCAGACGAAAUGAUUAUGGGACAUGAAGACGAGGAAGCCAUCCAUAUUGAUAUUUUGCUUGAUUUUUUCCUGACGGUCCCCUCUCUAAAGAACAAACCCAAAGUGUUUUUGAUUCAAACAAUUCAAGUCCCUCGACCUAACGACAGCAUCUGCACACCUUCUGCAACUAACGCGGGCGCAAAAGGAACAAGUGUUGAAAUUCAAACAGCCAAGAAGCCGCAAAGAAACCUUCUUUCACCUGCAGAUUCAAACCUUUUGGUUUGUCAAGCCACUCUUCCUUUGUGCGAGCCAGUGGCGACAGAAAACUCUUUCUGUGGGUUGUUAAAGUUUGUCGUGGAUGUGUUUCAAAGCCAUGCUGACAAAGAACACAUCAUGGAUAUGAUAACUAGAGUCAACAGUCAAAUCACCCAAUCAGCUUCAAACAUUAAAGUUCGGUGUUUACACGCCUGCAGCAAGAAGUUUUAUUUUCUUCGUCCAUGGCAGCACAGGAAAUAAAGACUUGAACUUAGUUACUCUGCUAAUUAUUCAAAACCUCGUAGUGUAAAUGAUUGACUGAGUCGGGAAAACAUGCUGAACUAACGUCACGAGUACAUAUGGUAAUUAGGUUGACCGGAACUUACGUACUUCUGGUUGACUGGGUCGGGCAAACUGAAAUGAAAGCGGACUAAAAAAGAGACGAAUCCAGUAAAUUAGAUAAAGCCAAAUUGUAAUAUUAGAUAGGCUUUCCACCACGUUCCUAGUGCUGAGAUAAAAUACUCACGGACAUUUUCUAUAUACAACAUAAAAACAAAUAUAGGCGCACAAAUUUACCUUAUUGACAAUUUAUGUUAAAAUUUUAUAGAAAUAGUACAUGGCAUAAGCAUAUUAUAUGUUUUUACCUAAUAUAUCGCUCUAAGUUUGUAUAUCUUUUUUAUAUGACUUUUAAUUGUCUUAAUUAUUAUCAUUAUUAUUUACUAUAUCUUGUAAAGCUUUAGAAAUAAUUAUAACAAAUAUUUCAUGCGAAUAAAACCAUU